Molecule: messenger RNA, 2530 nt
Organism: Centruroides sculpturatus (bark scorpion)
Lineage: Eukaryota; Metazoa; Arthropoda; Arachnida; Scorpiones; Buthidae
Product: SCO-spondin-like
Exons: 14
Source: RefSeq, a predicted model, not a curated record
AUGAAGCUCACUUUCUUCUUUGCUGUAACACUUUGUAUUAUUGCUACAGUCCUUAGUGCUCCAACAAAACAGUGUGAUUCUACGGAAGUGUACGAUGAUUGUGGAUCAGCCUGUCCCCGUGAUGAUGACUGUGGAGCUUUAGAAGAAUAUAACGAAUGUGGAAUUGCGUGUCCAGUCACAUGCGAAAGUUACCGAAAUCCAGUAAGGAUCUGUAAAAAAAUGUGUGUUCCAGGUUGUUUUUGCAAAUACGGAUAUGUAAGAGCUCCAAGCGGCUUGUGCAUACUUCCAGAAGAAUGCGAUUCUGAUUUCCUCUUUUUCGAUUCAGAAUCAAAUUUUCAAGAUGCAAACCAUUCUCUUAUUCGUUACUGCCGUUGCUGUUGCUAUUGUCCUCACGGUGAUGAUGUUUGUGGGGAUUUAGAAGAAUUUCGAAAAUGCGGAACUGCGUGUCCAGACACCUGCGAGAAUUACCAAGAACCAUUAAGGAUCUGUAACAAAAUGUGUGUUCCAGGCUGUUUUUGCAAAACAGGAUAUGUAAGAGCUCCAAGCGGCUUGUGCAUACUUCCAGAAGAAUGCGAUUCUGAUUGUGAUGAUGAUUGUGGAGCUUUAGAAGAGUAUCACGAAUGUGGAACUGCGUGUCCAGACACAUGCGAUAAUUACCAAAAUCCAGUAAGGCUCUGUAUCAAAAUAUGUGUUCCAGGAUGUUUUUGCAAAAAGGGAUAUGUAAGAGCUCCAAGUGGCUUGUGCAUACUUCCAGAAGAAUCAUAUCGUAGUGUUAUAUCAUGCGUUAACAAAUACAAAUCUGAGGUUUUCAAUUCAUUGCAUUACAAUGGAGAUAAAUGGAAAAAUCUUCGCAGAUCUGUUUCGAAUUAUCGCAAAAUACCACUUGAAUAUUCAGCAAUAAAUCAUAAUUUUAAUAUUUCAUUGUUUUCAGGUGAUGAUGACUGUGGAGCUUUAGAAGAAUAUAACGAAUGUGGAAUUGCGUGUCCAGUCACAUGCGAAAGUUACCGAAAUCCAGUAAGGAUCUGUAAAAAAAUGUGUGUUCCAGGUUGUUUUUGCAAAUACGGAUAUGUAAGAGCUCCAAGCGGCUUGUGCAUACUUCCAGAAGAAUGCGAUUCUGAUUAAUUUAAGAGUGAUGAUUGUGGGGAUUUAGAAGAAUUUCGAAAAUGCGGAACUGCGUGUCCAGAUACCUGCGAUAAUUAUCAAAAUCCAGUAAGGAUCUGUAACAAAAUGUGUGUUUCAGGCUGUUUUUGCAAAAAGGGAUAUGUAAGAGCUCCAAGCGGCUUGUGCAUACUUCCAGAAGAAUGCGAAUCUGAUUCAUAUCGUAGUGUUAUAUCAUGCGUUAACAAAUACAAAUCUGAGGUUUUCAAUUCAUUGCAUUACAAUGGAGAUAAAUGGAAAAAUCUUCGCAGAUCUGUUUCGAAUUAUCGCAAAAUACCACUUGAAUAUUCAGCAAUAAAUCAUAAUUUUAAUAUUUCAUUGUUUUCAGGUGAUGAUGACUGUGGAGCUUUAGAAGAAUAUAACGAAUGUGGAAUUGCGUGUCCAGUCACAUGCGAAAGUUACCGAAAUCCAGUAAGGAUCUGUAAAAAAAUGUGUGUUCCAGGUUGUUUUUGCAAAUACGGAUAUGUAAGAGCUCCAAGCGGCUUGUGCAUACUUCCAGAAGAAUGCGAUUCUGAUUUCCGAAAAUUUGUAUGUAUAUAUAAGCCACUUCCUUCUAUUCAGAAUCAAAUUUUCAAGAUGAAAACCAUUCUCUUAUUCGCUACUGUCUUUGCUGUUGCUAUUGUCCUCGCAAGAGGUGAUGAUUGUGGGGAUUUAGAAGAAUUUCGAAAAUGCGGAACUGCGUGUCCAGAUACCUGCGAUAAUUAUCAAAAUCCAGUAAGGAUCUGUAACAAAAUGUGUGUUUCAGGCUGUUUUUGCAAAAAGGGAUAUGUAAGAGCUCCAAGCGGCUUGUGCAUACUUCCAGAAGAAUGCGAAUCUGAUCCUGCACCAGAGGCCGAACCACAGGCUCCCAAUUCAUGUGACGUACUGGUCCGCUGUCAGAGCACCGAAAAUGUGCACCGGGAUUGUGCACUGAUCGAAUAUGAUGCCAUCUCAAACCAUAAUGCCCAGUGUGAAACCGUCGUGACGCUCGGUGAAAAGGGCUGGCACAUAGCGUUUUCGGGGAUACCACUACACUCUUCCGCGGCCAUCAUUGCUUCACAGACAGAGUCCGAAAAUUUGUAUAUAUAUAAACCCUCUGUUUCGAUUCAGAAUCAAAUUUUCAAGAUGAAAACCAUUCUCUUAUUCGCUACUGUCUUUGCUGUUGCUAUUGUCCUCGCAAGAGGUGAUGAUUGUGGGGAUUUAGAAGAAUUUCGAAAAUGCGGAACUGCGUGUCCAGAUACCUGCGAUAAUUAUCAAAAUCCAGUAAGGAUCUGUAACAAAAUGUGUGUUUCAGGCUGUUUUUGCAAAAAGGGAUAUGUAAGAGCUCCAAGCGGCUUGUGCAUACUUCCAGAAGAAUGCGAAUCUGAUUAAUUUAAGAAUGAUUUUAAAUCAU